Linum tenue is the source of this 2608-nucleotide messenger RNA. NCBI's taxonomy places the organism in Eukaryota, Viridiplantae, Streptophyta, Magnoliopsida, Malpighiales, Linaceae. The record is from the annotation of a GenBank genome assembly.
UCCGCCUCCACCGAUAUUGCUAUAGUCACUCGCGCUCUCUCAGUCUCCGCCGUAGUUCUCGUUUCUGCCCAUUUGGAAUCGGCGACGGAUUCAUCGUCGGAGAAAAGAAUCGAAGAAGCAGAGUUCUAUGACUUCAUCGGAGGAGCAGGCCUCGCUUCUCGAACACGGUCCGUCGUCACGCCACAAUCAGGUACUUACCAAAAUCCAGAAGCGAUUCAAUUAGCCGGAAUUCGACAUAGAUCCAGAAGGAUUCCGGGUGAGCGUAGUGGAUUGCACACUGGAGAUGGCUCGGUUGACAUCAAUGGAAGGCCAGUUCUCAAGCAGAACACAGGAAAUUGGAAAGCAUGUCCUUUCAUCUUGGGGACGGAGUGUUGUGAACGGUUGGCCUACUACGGGAUUGCUAAGAAUCUCGUGACUUAUCUUACUACGAAUAUGCACGAGGGGAAUGUAUCGGCUGCAAGAACUGUUUCUACGUGGUCUGGCACUUGCUACAUUACGCCACUCAUUGGGGCUGCACUGGCAGAUGCAUACUGGGGGAGGUAUUGGACCAUCGCGGCUUUCUCGACGAUUUACUUCAUUGUGAGUCUUUGUGGGACUUGCUGCUUUCGUUUGUUACACUUAUCUCCUCGCUAAUAUGAAUGACUUGUUAUCUUGUUGCUCAACCCUCAAUGGAUGCUGGCUGUUUUGGUUUUCAAAAUUGGACCUUAGGAGCUUGUUGUCAACUGCCACUUUGGGUAUUUUAAGGCGAUUGCGUUUGUAUAGCUUGGAGCGGUAAUUCCUGUGUUCAUGCGCUAAAGAACCUCCAUUUUCAUUGUAGAUUACUCCCUGGCGGCUCAAGUGUUCUUUGGUCUUAGUCAAAGGAAGUGAAUUUAGUGUUGAGAUGUUGGUCUAUUGACUAGCUUCCAUCAAUGCUGAUUCACUUUUGGAUUCAGCUGCUAAAAUUUUGAUUGAGAGAUUGAUAAAUGACCUGUAUGUUUUUAAUCGACAUCAGGGAAUGUGCACCUUGACUCUAUCAGCAUCGGUUCCAUUUCUGAAGCCUUCCGAUUGUGUGGGUUCACUCUGUCCUCCAGCAACUACCCCGCAAUAUGCUGUAUUCUUCUUUGGUCUAUACCUGAUCGCACUCGGGACAGGUGGCAUCAAACCUUGUGUUUCGUCGUUUGGGGCUGAUCAGUUCGAUGAUACUGAUGCCAUAGAGAGGGUGAACAAGGGUUCCUUCUUCAACUGGUUCUAUUUCUCGAUCAACAUCGGUGCUCUCAUUUCGAGCAGUUUGAUUGUUUACAUUCAAGAUAAUGUUGGGUGGGGUGUAGGGUUUGGUGUGCCCGCCAUAUUUAUGGGAGUUGCCAUAGCGACUUUCUUCUCUGGCACGCCACUCUAUAGGUUCCAGCGGCCAGGGGGAAGCCCUCUUACGAGAAUGUGCCAGGUCUUGGUUGCAUCUUUUCAUAAGUGGAAUCUAGAAGUGCCUUCUGACUCCACCCUCUUGUACGAAACACAAGAUGAAAUCUCUAGCGUCGAAGGCAGCCGUAAGCUGGAGCACACUGAUGAAUUGAAAUGCCUUGAUAGAGCUUGCAUAGUAUCAGAUGCCGAGAUGAAAAGCUCAGACUUCUUAAACCCAUGGAGGCUCUGCACGGUGACACAGGUGGAGGAACUCAAAAUACUGAUCCGCAUGUUCCCCAUCUGGGCCACAGGGAUCGUCUUUUCCGCAGUCUAUGCCCAGAUGUCCACCAUGUUUGUCGAGCAAGGCAUGCUGAUGGACGCCACGAUAGGCUCCAUCAAAAUCCCUCCUGCCUCCUUAUCCACAUUCGACGUCAUCAGCGUCAUCUUCUGGGUCCCGGUCUAUGACGCCUUCAUUGUCCCACUUGCCUCUCGUUUCACUGGAAACCCAAGGGGUUUCUCCGAGCUGCAGCGUAUGGGGAUUGGCCUGUUGAUCUCGAUCCUCGCCAUGGCAGCAGCAGCUCUCGUGGAGAUCAAGCGGCUCCAGCUCGCUGACGAGCUAGGACUGGUGGACCAAGCUGUAGUUGUCCCACUCAGCAUCUUCUGGCAGAUCCCACAAUUCAUGCUGGUGGGUGCCGCUGAGGUGUUCACUUUCAUUGGCCAGCUCGAGUUCUUCUACGAGCAGUCCCCUGAUGCAAUGCGGAGCCUGUGCAGUGCGCUGGCGCUGCUGACUACGUCAUUGGGGAACUACCUGAACUCGUUUAUCCUGACUAUCGUGGUGCAUUUCACCACGAAGGGUGGGUUGGAGCCAGGGUGGAUACCAGAUAACUUGAACAAGGGGCAUCUCGAUUACUUCUUCUGGUUGUUGGCUGGGUUGAGCUUUGCAAAUCUGGUGGUUUAUAUUGCGUGUUCCAGGAGUUAUAGAGAGAAGAAGGCUAUCUAGCCAGUGGCCUUGGAGCGAAAUUGUUUGUACAUAGAUAUGCUGAUUUCCUUUCCAGAUUCAAGAACCUUUUUUGCUUUAUUACUUUUACUUCCCGUUGUAAUCUUAUGUGUAUACACAUGGUGUUCAUGAACAUGAAACCAUGGAGGUUUCUGAGCAGUUUUUUCUUUGAGCUUCUGAAUUAGUUAUUGUCCAGUUAAGGGAAAAUUGGUUAGAUUACAAUUUAACAUUACCCAA